CAUCAAUUACACGAGGCUUCUUGUGCCAAUCUUGGGUUUUGCCCAGUGGGGAAAAAGAGAAAGGCAAUAAAUACAAUGAAGCUCUUGAAACACUCCUAUGUAUUUACCUGAAGCAUACAGAUGACGUGCUGAAGUCUGUGGAGGAAAUUGCUGGUGUGGGUGUACCCGAACUGUUGAAUUCGACUAAGGAUGGGAGCUCAAAUACGUUUCCAACACUUUCCAGGCAAACAUUCAUUAUCUUCUACCGAGUAAUGAUGAGUGAAUUGGAUAAGUCUGUAAAGGGUAUUCCAGCUGGCAUGCAGUCUGAUUCAACUGAGGUACAGAUAGAGAAACUGCUGCGAUGGAAUGUAGCUGUGCGAGAUUUCCAUAUCCUCGUAAAUCUUGUAAAGGUGUUUGACAGCAGGCCUAUCUUGGGUGUGUGUCUCAAGCAUGGACGCCUUUUCAUUGAAUCGUUUCUUAAGCAAGGCAUGCCACUCCUCGACUACAGCUUCAAGAAACACAGGGGGGAUGUUCAGAGUUUGCUGAAGACCUUACAGCUGAGUACUCGUCAGCUCCACCAUAUGUGUGGACAUACCAAGCUCAACCAGGAUACUAAUCUGACCAAUCAUGUCCCACCACUGAAGAAGUUGUUGGAAAUAUUUGUGUAUCGAGUCAAAGCAAUGUUGACUAUCAAUAAGUGCCAAGAGGCAUUCUGGCUAGGAAACCUCAAAAACAGAGAUCUGCAGGGAGAGGAGAUCCUGUCCCAGGUAUCCCAACAAGAGAGUGGGGGUGAUGAAGAAUCAGAGUUACCUGAAGAUGAUGCAGAGGAGGAGACUGAGGAUGAGUUAGAUGGUCGUGAGUCAGAUACAAGGAAAACUAAAAGGGAUGACGAUGAAGGAAGUACUGAAGUCUCUGACAGUGAUUAGGUCAGUCCUGAUGCCUUAUCAAAACCUAGGGUAAAGAAUAGCCAGCUGUAUCUGUCAUACAGUUCAUGACGUAAAUUAUGCAAAAAAAAAAAUCUGGCAAUGUCCAGGACAAUAGAAUUUACCAAACUACUUAAGUGAACUUGGGGAAUUAAUAUAAUUGCAAAGUCAUAUAAUACAGCAUGAAAAGGGGCUGCAAUUCCUAGAAAGCUUUAUGAUAUUUAUAAUGCUAUUUUGUUCCAUAUGUGUACAGUUUUUUUCCUUUACCUACAGCAUUUAGCAUUUAUUUUACCAGUCACGCUUGUGCCAUCAAUUUUGUGAUUGAAAUUUGCAUUUAAAAAUACAAUGUUAAUGUGACAAAGGGAGCAGAACACUGGCCAUGGGGAAGAUAUGCAGUAACAUGAAUUAGUAAAUCUGUAUUCCAGUUCCGCAUUCUUUGUAUUGAUCUCUCAACUCCCUCAAUACGGACAAUAGGCUAAUGAAUGCCUGAAGUUCUCACAAAGGACAGAAUAACUGAAAGAAAAGUCAUUCCAACUCUGUGGUCCCCACAGGAUGAGAGGGAGAGAGAGAGAGCAGGUACUGUAUCCUGCUUACUCUUUUCUAACAUAGCUGGUAAGGCAGUAUAAUCUACAUAAAUUUGAUUUAAUCAUGAAAUUCACCAACUCUCAGUGAGCUCCGCAACUUGCCAUUUGUGUGCAAUGAUCAUUCCUCAGAAUCCCUCAAAACAACAUUAAAAAAUCAGUAAUUUAUCUCUGUUUAAGGAAUACAGUGCAGCUGCUGAUUUCGUCAGCCAGAGCACAUUACUUAGUACUAAUGGCCAACGGCUUUCAACUGUGGAAUGACCAGUCAAAGGUACUGUCUUCCCUUUUAAAUAGCAUAGUUUUAUUAAUUCCUACCACUUGUGACCUGACAUUAUGCCAGAUAAAAUGGAUCAACAUAAAUCUUCAACAUUUAGGCGAAACUACUUGUGAAUUUUUUUCUACACCUGAUCUUAGAUUGUAAGUUGUGUGAAGCAAUGUUACAGGGCCGAGGUUGAGGCGAUCUAACUUGUAAAAUUUAUAAGAGGAGGUCUUUGAGACCUGCUGGUCCAAGUAUGAACAGGAUUUGUUUCUUGUCCUUUAAUUUUUUUAUCCUUAAUUUAAAAUCAAUUGAUUUCAAAUAAUCUGAUUAAUUAAAAUGUUUGACAGUAAAUUUAACUUAGUUGUGUUAUUUACAUCCUAUAAUUUAAAAUUAUUAGCAUUUUCUCUGCCCACAAACUAAAUUAAUAGACUAAAGACAAUGUAAUGAUAUGUCCAUGGUGAAGUCACAUUGCUGCUACCUUGUCAUCAAACAGUAUAUCUGAUUUUGUUGUUAUUUUCCUAGAAUUGAAAACGUUCAUUUAAUUUGAAUUAAAGUUCAGGGGUUACUUUAGGCAGGCAUAUUACAGGGUGGAUGCUUAGAAAGGAAAGUUGAAGACAUUUUUUAAUGAGGGAUUCCAAUGUAGUACAUUAAAGCUGAAUUGCACACCAACACCAUGGUGCUCUUAGGACUAGGUUUGUUUCUGCACCUAGAUGGGAAAUGGCUCUGAAAUUUCACUGCACUGCCCUCUGUGUUUUAUCAAAAUAUAAGAACAAUUGCUUUUGAUAGAUAAAGUCCUGCAGUCCCUUUUUGGUUCUGAUUGUAUGGGCAAUGAGAUCCAAUUGUAAACUGUUUUUUGUUAAAAGGUUAUGCUGCUGUAUAAGAAUUAAUAAAGGUUAUUAUUUAAUUGUUA
Rhincodon typus (whale shark) is the source of this 2652-nucleotide messenger RNA. RefSeq names its product Fanconi anemia group D2 protein-like. The record is from RefSeq and is a predicted model, not a curated record. Gene Ontology annotation, biological process: interstrand cross-link repair; homologous chromosome pairing at meiosis; double-strand break repair involved in meiotic recombination. The annotation marks the transcript as partial. The transcript is spliced from 11 exons. Gene Ontology annotation, cellular component: nucleus; condensed chromosome. Gene Ontology annotation, molecular function: DNA polymerase binding. Lineage: Eukaryota; Metazoa; Chordata; Chondrichthyes; Orectolobiformes; Rhincodontidae.